Messenger RNA from Adineta steineri, 1560 nucleotides. NCBI's taxonomy places the organism in Eukaryota, Metazoa, Rotifera, Eurotatoria, Adinetida, Adinetidae. The record is from the annotation of a GenBank genome assembly.
AUGUCCACCAUAUUCAACAAUCAUGAGAAUGGGAAACAAUUUUCACAAAUAUUUAAUUACAAUGAUAUUUCUAAAGAGACUGAUAUUGAUCAAUUUCAUCAAAAUAUAAUAAAAGUAACAACACUUAGACAACAAUCACAAGAGAAUUUUGAACAAUCUUGGUUACCAUAUCGUAAAACAAUAAAAUUUAUUUCACAAUUAACACAUAUACCUUCUUAUAUAUUAAAUAAUUAUGCACGUACAAUAUUUUUUCUAUUUUUACUCGGUAUAAUGUUUCCGCUUAAUUUACUUAUUACAUUAUUUACAUUAAUUUUAUCAUAUUUUACAAAUCUUAUUCCACAUAAACAAAUAAAGCCAAUGUCUAAUUCAAAUAGUAAACGAAUAUUAAUUUCAGGUGGUAGAAUGACAAAAGCACUUCAUUUAUGUCGAUCAUUUCACAAAGCUGGUCAUCAAAUUAUUCUUGUUGAUGAAUCAAUUAAUUGGCUUACAGGUCAUCGAUGGUCAAAUUCAGUUGAACGAUUCUAUGUUUAUCCAUCACCUAAUGAAGAAUCAAAUGCAUAUAUAAAUACACUUGCAAAUAUUGUUCGAAAAGAAAAAAUUAAUAUAUUUAUUCCAGUUAUUCCAACUUAUAAUUCUCAAAUUGACGCACAAUUAAAAUCAGCAUUAGCUGCAUAUAAUUGUUCAAUAUUUCACAUUGAUUCUGAUGAUACGACGAUUAUUGAUAAUAAAUAUACAUUUAUUAAUAAAGCUCAAUCACUUGGUUUGACUACACCAAAAUCUUUUCUAAUAACAUCACGACAUCAAUUAUUAAAUUUUGAUUUCAAUAAUAAUGACUGUUCAUACAUAUGUAAAAAUGCUAGUUUUAAUCAUGCAAAUCAUCAAUCAACGAUUAAAUUACCACGAUCAACACAUAUUGAAACUGUUGAAUAUAUCAAUAGAUUACCUAUUAAAGAAAAUUAUCCAUAUAUUUUACAAGAAUUUAUAUCUGGUAAAGAAUAUCUUACACAUGUAACAUGUAUGAAUGGUGAAAUAACAUUAUUUACAUGUAGUUAUUCAUCUUUAUCGAAAUUUAAUUAUAAACAUAUUGAACAGCCAGCUAUUUCUAAAUGGUGUACGGAAUAUAUUCGAACAUUAAAAUUAACUGGUCAUUUCUCAUUUCAUUUUAUUGUUAGUGAACAUGAUGGAAAAGCUUAUGCAAUUAAUUGUAAUUCCUAUGUAAAUUCAGCUAUUACUUCAUUUUAUAGUCAUCCAAAUAUUGCUGAUGCUUAUCUUUCAAAUGAAUGUUUAUCAAUGAGAAUUCCAUUAUCAUCCGCUCGAUUAAUUUAUUGGUUACCACAUGAAUUAUGGCAUUUAUUUCGAAAUAUACGAUCAACUAAAGACGCUCUUAAAUCAUUAAAAACAAUUUUUUAUGGUAAAGAAGCAAUAUGGUCAUGGAACGAUCCAUUACCUUUCUUAUUACAUUAUCAUAUUCAUAUUCUUUAUCUUUUACUUAAUAAUCUUUUUUCCAAACAUAUCCGUUUUUUUAAUGAGAUUGAUUGUAGUAUUGGUGGAUUUUCUUAA